AUGGAUUCAUACUAUGUUUUGCUGACGUUGUUUUAUGCAGUUCAGUCAAAUAAUAUAGAUAUAGACAAAUUAGAGUUCUGUAAAAACCUUAAUUGCGAUGAAUGGCCAAAUUUAAAUGUUUGUGGUAUCCGUGAAGAAUCUGACGGUUUUCGAUUAAAAUUGUUUGAAAGUGAAUGUCAAUUAUUAGAAUAUGGAUGCAAAGUAGACAAUGAUGAAACUUAUGGACUAAUCAAUCUAGAAUACUGUAAAAAAGCUUUCAUACAAGAUUUCUAUCCUAAUGCAGAUCUUAAUAACAAAACCGUCGAAGUGCAUAAAGGUAAAACAGAUGAAUGCACAAAAAUUAAUUGUACGUUAACGAAUAAAGAAAAAAUUUGUGGACUUAAAAAACACGGCGCUGGAUAUAAAGUCAGGAUAUUUAAAAAUGAAUGUGAACUUAAAAAGCAUAAUUGUGAUACAAAAUCUGAAUUUGUUGAAACUGAUUUAUUUAUUUGCAACUCUUUAUCAUCUAAUGUUUCUACAACAUCAAAUGAAAACACAAUAAAAUCAAAUGAAGAACCUAAGGAUAUAAUAUUAAACAACAUUGUUGUCAUAGAUGGUAAUAUGUUGGGUUACAAAAAUAAUAUCAAUGACACCAUCGAAACAUUUUUUGCAGCGACUCAUGUUUUGGAUAUGCCAAUGCGCGAAGUAUCACCCGACUUUGUAAAUGAGAUUACACGAAGAAGACAAAUAAAAAUAGCUGGGCCGAUAAAGGUUUUUCAACCUUGGACCACUAUUCCAUCUAAUAUAACUGACGAUUACCUGCACAGUCCAACUUUGUCCUCCUGUUUCCACAAAUGUCCUACGAAAUGUCCGGAUACGUAUGCACCGGUGUGUGGUGUGCCAGGGAUCGUUGCUCGAGAACCUUCCCUGAUGUUCCAGAACCAUUGCUUCAUGGAUGUUGCGCAAUGCAAAAUGCGCUGGGAGGACAAGAGUCCUACGGCUAUUAGUUCCUCCUAUAUUGAGUCUUCCUUCAUGUUUUGCCUAGGAGAUCAGUUAAAUGCAAUGUAUCGGUUUUUGCCUCUUGUAAGAACACUGCAGCACAUGGGCCGCCUGAAGAAGAAAGGUCGUUUUAAGUACAAACUUAGAAAUAUGAGGUUCUUUAACAGUCUUCUAUCUAGAGAUCCUAAACUUAUGGGAUAG
Messenger RNA from Papilio machaon (common yellow swallowtail), 1179 nucleotides. RefSeq lists its product as uncharacterized. NCBI's taxonomy places the organism in Eukaryota, Metazoa, Arthropoda, Insecta, Lepidoptera, Papilionidae. The record is from RefSeq and is a predicted model, not a curated record. The transcript has a single exon. The coding region runs from base 1 to 1179 and encodes 392 amino acids. Gene Ontology annotation, molecular function: protein binding.